Molecule: messenger RNA, 4882 nt
Organism: Miniopterus natalensis
Lineage: Eukaryota; Metazoa; Chordata; Mammalia; Chiroptera; Miniopteridae
Gene: MAP3K9
Product: mitogen-activated protein kinase kinase kinase 9
Biological process (GO): protein phosphorylation
Molecular function (GO): protein binding; ATP binding; JUN kinase kinase kinase activity
Source: RefSeq, a predicted model, not a curated record
GAGGGGGUCCCCCCAGCUCUGCGGAGCCGCAUGAACAAUAGGCGGCGGCGGCUCCUGCGGGCGGCGGCAGCCCCGCACCCUAUGGAUCGGCCGCUCCAUGGAGCCCUCCAGAGCGCUUCUCGGCUGCCUAGCGAGCGCCGCCGCCGCCGCCCCGCCGGGNGAGGAGGAGGAGGAGGAGGCGGCGGUCCCCCGGGAGCUGGGCGCCGACGCGCCGCUGCCCUACUGGACCGCCGUGUUCGAGUACGAGGCGGCGGGCGAGGACGAGCUGACCCUGCGGCUGGGCGACGUGGUGGAGGUGCUGUCCAAGGACUCGCAGGUGUCCGGCGACGAGGGCUGGUGGACCGGGCAGCUGAACCAGCGGGUGGGCAUCUUCCCCAGCAACUACGUGACCCCGCGCAGCGCCUUCUCCAGCCGCUGCCAGCCCGGCGGCGAGGACCCCAGUUGCUACCCGCCCAUUCAGCUGUUAGAGAUUGACUUUGCGGAGCUAACCCUGGAAGAGAUUAUCGGCAUUGGGGGCUUUGGGAAGGUCUAUCGUGCUUUCUGGAUAGGGGAUGAAGUCGCCGUGAAAGCUGCUCGCCAUGACCCUGAUGAAGACAUCAGCCAGACCAUAGAGAAUGUUCGCCAGGAGGCCAAGCUCUUCGCCAUGCUGAAGCACCCCAACAUCAUUGCUCUUAAGGGAGUGUGUCUGAAGGAACCCAACCUCUGCUUGGUCAUGGAGUUUGCUCGUGGAGGACCGUUGAAUAGAGUGUUAUCUGGGAAAAGGAUUCCCCCAGACAUCCUGGUUAACUGGGCCGUGCAGAUCGCCAGAGGGAUGAACUACUUACAUGCUGAGGCGAUUGUCCCCAUCAUCCACCGAGACCUCAAGUCCAGCAACAUAUUAAUCCUCCAGAAGGUGGAGAAUGGAGACCUGAGCAACAAGAUUCUGAAGAUCACUGAUUUUGGCCUGGCUCGGGAAUGGCACCGAACCACCAAGAUGAGUGCGGCAGGGACAUAUGCUUGGAUGGCACCCGAAGUCAUUCGUGCCUCCAUGUUUUCCAAAGGCAGCGAUGUGUGGAGCUAUGGGGUGCUGCUUUGGGAGCUACUGACUGGUGAGGUGCCCUUCCGAGGAAUCGAUGGCUUGGCAGUCGCUUAUGGAGUGGCCAUGAACAAGCUCGCCCUCCCCAUCCCUUCUACAUGCCCAGAGCCUUUUGCCAAACUCAUGGAAGAUUGCUGGAAUCCCGACCCCCAUUCACGACCACCCUUCACAAAUAUCCUGGACCAGCUAACUACCAUAGAGGAGUCUGGUUUCUUUGAAAUGCCCAAGGACUCCUUCCACUGCCUGCAGGAUGACUGGAAACAUGAGAUUCAGGAGAUGUUUGACCAACUCAGGGCCAAAGAAAAGGAGCUCCGCACCUGGGAGGAGGAGCUGACGCGGGCCGCGCUCCAGCAGAAGAACCAGGAGGAGCUGCUGCGGCGCCGGGAGCAGGAGCUGGCCGAGCGGGAGAUCGACAUCCUGGAGCGAGAGCUCAACAUCAUCAUCCACCAGCUGUGCCAGGAGAAGCCCCGCGUGAAGAAGCGCAAGGGCAAGUUCAGGAAGAAUCGGCUGAAGCUCAAGGACGGGAACCGCAUCAGCCUCCCUUCGGAUUUCCAGCACAAGUUCACGGUGCAGGCUUCCCCCACCAUGGAUAAAAGGAAGAGUCUCAUCAACAGCCGCUCCAGCCCUCCCGCAAGCCCUACCAUCAUUCCUCGCCUUCGAGCCAUCCAGUUGACACCAGGUGAAAGCAGCAAAACCUGGGGCCGGAGCUCAGUCAUCCCAAAGGAGGAAGGAGAGGAGGAGGAGAAGAGGGCUUCCAAGAAGAAGGGACGGACCUGGGGGCCAGGCACACUUGGUCAGAAGGAGCUCUCCUCAGGAGAUGAAGGCCUCAAGUCCCUGGUAGAUGGAUACAAACAAUGGUCGUCCAGUGCCCCCAACCUGGGGAAGGGCCCGAGGAGUAGCCCGGCCCUGCCAGGGUUCACCAGCCUUACAGAGAUGGAAGAUGAAGAUAGCGAAGGCCCAGCGAGUGGGGAGAGUCGUCUCCAGCAGUCACCCAGCCAGUCCUACCUCUGUAUCCCAUUCCCUCGUGGAGAGGAUGGGGAUGGCCCCUCCAGUGACGGAGCCCACGAGGAGCCCACCCCAGUCAACUCAGCCACCAGUACCCCUCAGCUGACGCCAACCAACAGCCUCAAGCGGGGCGGCACCCACCACCGCCGCUGCGAGGUGGCUCUGCUUGGCUGUGGGGCUGUUCUCGCAGCCACAGGCCUAGGGUUUGACCUGCUGGAAGCUGGCAAGUGCCAGCUGCCUCUCCCGGAGGAGCCUGAGCCACCAGCUCGGGAGGAGAAGAAGAGGCGGGAGGGUCUAUUCCAGAGGGCAGGUCGCCCUCGUCGCAGCACCAGCCCCCCGUCCCGAAAGCUCUUCAAGAAGGAAGAUCCCAUGCUGCUGCUGGGAGACCCCUCUGCCUCCCUGACACUGCUGUCCCUCUCCUCCAUCUCCGAGUGCAACUCCACCCGCUCCCUGCUGCGUUCAGACAGCGAUGAGAUUGUGGUAUAUGAGAUGCCUGUUAGCCCUGUGGAGGCCCCUCCGCUAACCCCCUGCACCCACAACCCCUUGGUCAACAUCCGAGUGGAGCGCUUCAAACGAGACCCUAACCAAUCUCUGACUCCCACCCACGUCACCCUUACGGCCCCCACGCAGCCCAGUGGUCACCGGCGGACUCCUUCUGAUGGGGCCCUCAAGCCAGCGGCUCUCCUAGGCAGCCGGAGCUCCUCUAGCAAUGGCUUGAGCCCCAGCCCUGGAGCAGGAAUGUUGAAAACCCCCAGCCCCAGCCGAGACCCAGGUGAAUUCCCCCGUCUCCCUGACCCCAAUGUAGUCUUUCCCCCAACCCCAAGGCGCUGGAACACACAGCAGGACUCUACCUUGGAGAGACCCAAGACCCUGGAGUUUCUGCCUCGGCCACGUCCUUCUGCCAACCGGCAACGGCUGGACCCUUGGUGGUUUGUGUCCCCCAGCCAUGCCCGUAGCGCCUCCCCGGCCAACAGCUCCAGCACAGAGACACCCAGCAACCUGGACUCCUGCUUUGCUAGCAGCAGCAGCACUGUGGAGGAGCGGCCUGGACUUCCAGCCCUGCUCCCAUUCCAGGAGGGGGCGCUGCCCCCCGCCGAGCGGACGCUUCUGGACCUGGAUGCAGAGGGCCAGAGUCAGGACAGCACUGUGCCACUGUGUAGAGCUGAACUGAACACACACAGGCCUGCCCCUUAUGAGAUCCAGCAAGAAUUCUGGUCUUAGCAUGAAAAGGGUCAGGGGUGGGCAAGGGGGAAGCAAGAGGAGAUGGGGAGCUGGCUGGCACAGCCCGUCCUCAGAGUUGGACCCCCUGAGAUCCAGUCCUACUUCUUGCACUGAUAAUGCACUUUGAAGAUGGAAGGGGUGGGAGCAGAGCCACUUCAGAGGGUCUCUGGCCCUGCAGGGCCUUUUACCCAUGUCCACUGGAGGGGCUGUGGCUAUCAGCUCUGGCUGUGUAGGGGAGGAGGGGUGCGUGCAUGUCCCCCACCCCCCACAGUCUUCCUUGCCUUUAGGGUGACCCUGCAGCGUCACUCAGCCAAAUCUGUCUGCUGCUCCCCCUCCUCAGCUGCCUGGGGUCCCUCUGUUAGCCGAGUUCAGCACCCCAAACGGUGUUCUGUGAUUGGCUUUGUCCCUCUUCCACAAUCUUCCCCAACACCCGUGAGUCAGAAUCUUGUUUGAUGUGAGAGAUGAGCUUUUUGUGCCCUAAGCCCUUUCAUGCCAGCUGGAGGACUGAGGCAAGGUGCCCCAGGGCGGGGCAGGGGAGUCCAUGGGCCUGGCACUACCUUCCUGCACUUCCAGGUCCCCCACUUGUUUAUUUGAGCCCACCAGUGGUAGGGGGAGCUGCCUCGGUGAGAAUUGGGGAGGGGAGGAAGUGAGGAAGAAUACAGCCCAGGUGCGGUAAAGAGGGUAAGAGUCUGUCUGUCCUUGUUCCCUUUGGGAAAACUCAAAGAAGGGACGAGACCAGCUCCUGUUGACAGCACCCAUCUCCCACCUGGGGCCAGACGUGGUUAGACCAGGUUCUGAUACAAAAUAUGCUCAUCCCAUGAUUAAAUUUCUUGGGAUGCCAGAGACAGGGCUCCUCAGUUUCUCCCUUUUGUUGUCUGACCUUUAUGUGUUAUUCCCUUCCCCUGAGCUUUCCUCCAGCCCCUGGAAAUAGUGGACUUUGGGUUACAUAUUUGGCUGGUAGAUAUCUCUGCCUUGCACUGGAAUAGCAUAUGGGGUUGGGGUGGGGUGUCCAGGACAUGGAGUGGGAACUGGGCAAGGGUGUUCCUUCCCAGCCAGACUGUCCAUUCUGUGAUGCCCUUGAAGCAAAAGGGAGCCAUUAGUAGUAUGUCCUAUAAGUGGACGUAGUAAGGCGACGACUGUCGGCUGCUGAGUGAGCCUCUGACACACUGUAACCUCUAAGUCCCAAGCACUGGAGACUCACCAAGGCCUCUUGUUUCUGUGCACAGAUGGCCCCUAGCGCUGGGCUCUGGACCCCGAGCUAGGGAGGAAUAACAAUAGUGGCCAGCCCUGACUUUUCUGGAAUUUGUUUCCUUGACUUGAAUGUUGAACUUCUUCUGGAGCUUUCUCGUGGCCAUCUUCACUGUUCCACUGGCUCUGAGGCCUCCUGUGUCAGUGCACAUAGUUGUCUGUGUGGGAGCGACAGCUUGAUUGGGAGUAGAGUCCUUAGGUCCUGCUCUGCCCUUCGAGGCGCUAAGCGGGGCUCCACUGUCUUUUGUCCUGAAUAUUCCUCUGGGGACGCUGGAGGCCAGCCUGCAGGUUCCUUGCUCUCACUGCCUGAAUGCCAGAAACGGGGAGAGCGGU